AUGGGAGCAGAGCUAGCCUCUGGAGGUAAUCAGAAUCUGAAUGACGCCGAUUUCACGUGUUCGCUAUUCCGAUUCUUGCAGCUGACCUGUGAAGGUCACAAUCUAGGCAAGUUACUUGGAUUUUUAUAUUUCCAAAAUUAUCUCCGUACGCAACCGGGUCAUACAACAAGUGUUAAUCUCAUCAACAGCACCGUCGAUUAUCUCCUUCGUCUUCAAGAAUCCGUUAUGGAUUUCUAUUGGCACUACUCCAGCAAGGAAGUAAUUGGAAGUGAAAGGAGGAUACGGAGUACUUCUUGCGAGCGAUACAACGUAUGUCAGUCAAAUAGUAUUCAACACGCUAGCACUGAGAGCAAUCACAGAGGAGAAUGCGUGCGCAUCCCUAAAAGAUUGGUUGAUCGUUGGCAAGUACUCAACUUUUCUUAUAUCCUUCAGGACAUAGCGUUGGUAACAGAUGACGCUGCAGAUUCACGUCUCUGGGAUGCCAUCAAUGGUUUCUUCUUCCUUUUCGCCCACAUGAUGGAGAAAUUGUACAAGAACUCUACUCAGCUUGAAUUGCUUCGUGAAUUUUUGAAUCUCCAAAAGGAUAUGAUUGUUCUGAUGCUCUCUAUGCUCGAAGGAAACGUUCUCAAUGGACCAAUCGGAAAGCAAAUGGUCGACGCGUUGGUCGAAUCACAACCGUCUGUGGAGAAAAUUCUCAAAUUCUCGGAUAUGUUCUUGAAGUUAAAGGACCUAACAACGUCACAAGCAUUCCAGGACUUCGACACAAAUCGAGACGGCUGGAUCAGUCCAAAGGAAUUCCAGAGGGCUAUGGAAAGUCAGAAGAUGUACACAGUGUGA
Messenger RNA from Cooperia oncophora, 837 nucleotides. NCBI's taxonomy places the organism in Eukaryota, Metazoa, Nematoda, Chromadorea, Rhabditida, Trichostrongylidae. The record is from the annotation of a GenBank genome assembly.